This is a messenger RNA of Triticum aestivum (bread wheat), 828 nucleotides long. Its product is annotated as probably inactive leucine-rich repeat receptor-like protein kinase At5g48380. Gene Ontology annotation, molecular function: protein binding. The transcript is spliced from 4 exons. The record is from RefSeq and is a predicted model, not a curated record. Lineage: Eukaryota; Viridiplantae; Streptophyta; Magnoliopsida; Poales; Poaceae. The coding region runs from base 1 to 828 and encodes 275 amino acids.
AUGGUGUGUAUUUUGAUGGAGCAGGUGACACCGGGAGGCAGCUGCCAGGACCUCAAGAAGUCGGUGAUCGAUCCUAACAGUGUGCUCGAAGCCUCAUGGAGCUUUUCUAACAACUGCUUCGACGAUUACAUAUGCCGGUUCACCGGCGUGGAAUGCUGGCACCCUGAUCAGAACAGGGUUCUCGGGUUGCGUCUCGGCAACCUCAGACUCGAAGGUCCAUUCCCUCGAGGCCUCCAGCUUUGCAGCUUCAUGACCGCUCUCGACAUGUCCGGCAACAACUUCUCAGGGCCCCUCCCGGAACACAUGUUCGAGCAGAUGGCGUACAAAACCUACCUGUGGCAUAUUUCCUUCAACCUGGACCUCUCGAACAACAGUUUCUCAGGCAUGAUCCCUGCAAGCAUUGGGAACAUGACGUACCUGAGCACCCUCGCCCUUCAGCACAACCAGUUCGAUGGCGGAAUUCCGGCGCAGCUGGGCAACACUUCGCGGCUCAUUUCGUUCAAUGUCGCCGACAAGUCACUAUCAGGUCCUGUCGCAGACUCUCUGCAGCGCUUCCCACAAGCCAACUUCACGGGCUAUCCGGGGCUCCGCGGGGUGCCACUGGACAACAGGUGCAAGAAGAGGUUUAUGGUGCGGAUACAUGUUCGGCUUGUCCUGAUCCGGGAGAUGUUCGUCCGGAUUCGGAAGCUAUUGCACAGGAUCAACGACGCGUCCAUCAUCGGGGCGUCGGCUGGGUUCAUCUUUCGGUUCGUGGUGGCCUUCUACUUCCCGCACAAGUUCUUGUUUUGUGGGAGGCUCCAGCCCUACACCUUACGUGUUUGUGGGUGA